This is a messenger RNA of Cinclus cinclus, 1137 nucleotides long. RefSeq names its product ArfGAP with GTPase domain, ankyrin repeat and PH domain 3 (gene AGAP3). Lineage: Eukaryota; Metazoa; Chordata; Aves; Passeriformes; Cinclidae. Bases 1 to 1137 code for a protein of 378 amino acids. Gene Ontology annotation, molecular function: GTPase activity; GTP binding. The record is from RefSeq and is a predicted model, not a curated record. Gene Ontology annotation, cellular component: nucleus. Gene Ontology annotation, biological process: proteasome-mediated ubiquitin-dependent protein catabolic process. The transcript is spliced from 9 exons.
AUGAACUUCCCGGGCGGCGCCGGGCAGAGCCCCGGGCAGCAACAGAGCCUGGCGGCGCCGGGCGGGCCGGUGCCGGUGCCCGUGCCCGGGCCCUCGGGGCCGCAGCCCGGCGGGCCGCCCCCGCCGCAGUUCGGGCUCUCCAACUCGGCCGCGAUCCGCGCCGAAAUCGGGCGCUUCGAGUCCGUGCACCCUAAUAUCUACGCCAUCUACGACCUCAUCGAGCGCGUGGAGGACCUGGCGCUGCAGAGCCAGAUCCGCGAGCACGUCAUCUCCAUCGAGGAUUCAUUUGUGAACAGCCAGGAGUGGACCCUGAGUCGCUCGGUGCCUGAGCUGAAGGUGGGCAUCGUGGGGAACCUGUCCAGUGGCAAGUCAGCGCUGGUGCACCGCUACCUGACCGGCACCUACGUGCAGGAGGAGUCUCCAGAGGGUGGCCGCUUUAAGAAGGAGAUCGUGGUGGAUGGUCAGAGCUACUUGCUGCUGAUUCGAGAUGAAGGGGGGCCCCCUGAACUCCAGUUUGCAGCCUGGGUCGAUGCAGUGGUGUUUGUCUUCAGCCUGGAGGAUGAGAUCAGCUUCCAGACCGUCUACAACUACUACCUGCGGCUCUGCAGCUACCGAAACACAGCGGAGGUGCCCAUGGUGCUGGUGGGCACACAGGAUGCAAUCAGUGCCACGAACCCCCGCGUCAUCGACGACUCCCGUGCACGGAAGCUCUCCAACGAUCUGAAGCGCUGCACCUACUACGAGACCUGUGCUACCUACGGCCUGAAUGUGGAGAGGGUCUUCCAGGACGUGGCUCAGAAGGUGGUGGCUCUCCGGAAGAAGCACCAGCUGUCCAUCGGCCCCUGCAAGUCACUGCCCAACUCACCCAGCCACUCAUCUGUUUCUGCAGCCUCCAUUCCUUCUGUCCACAUCAACCAGGCCACCAACGGUGGAGGAGCCUUCAGUGACUACUCCUCCUCUGUGCCCUCCACCCCCAGCAUCAGCCAGCGGGAGCUGCGGAUCGAGACCAUCGCUGCCUCCAACACCCCCACCCCCAUCCGCAAGCAGUCCAAGCGACGCUCCAACAUCUUCACGAUAUGUGCCACUGUUUCCAACUUUUCAUCAACAAAAAGGCCUUUCCAACUUCUUCCAAAUUAG